Paramisgurnus dabryanus is the source of this 6233-nucleotide messenger RNA. Lineage: Eukaryota; Metazoa; Chordata; Actinopteri; Cypriniformes; Cobitidae. The record is from RefSeq and is a predicted model, not a curated record.
UCUUAGCGACUUGGUGAAGAAAAACGAAUUGUCCGCUCAACGAAAGAAGCUGCUAGCUAACUCCAUUAAUGCUUCUUGACGCCGAAGUACAAAAACACAGCAUUAAAAAUGACCAAACUGCAGCUUUUGCACCGCGCCCUAAACGAGCGUAUGAUGGCGGCGGUGGAGCAGAUCAUGGAAAUGGUCGGCGGUACCGUGCAGGAAUACGAGGAGGAGACGAUGCGGGUGCGGAAAGAAAACGAAGUUCUAAAACGGAGGCUACAAUGGAUGGAGGAGACAAAUCGAGCCGAGUGGCCAGGCCCAAAUGAACCUGGUAGGCUUUACACCCAAGACGAGUUGAAUCCAUCCCAGCAGGAGGCGUGUGCUGUUAGCUUUGAAUUUGGACAGGAAUCACAAGGCAUAGUGAUCAAAACAGAGUCUACUGAUCACUCCCUGUAUGUUAGUUCUGUAAGCGGUCUUGCCACAUUGCCUCAAAGCACGGAUGAGGGAUCUGCCAUUGCUGGGACAAGUGCUAGUUUUAACUAUGGCCAGAGAGAAAGAAUGACCUGGCACUCUACACAAAGUUACAUGGAACCCCUAGAGUUUGACCCAACUCCAUCAAGCACAGUCAGGUGCAAGACAGUCCGGGGAAAAAGGCAGAGGAUGUCCUUCGCUUGCCCAGAUUGUGGUAAAGUCUUUGGAAGAGAACAGGGGCUAUUGUUUCACAUGCGCACCCAUUCUACAGAGAGGCCAUACGCGUACCGCAAACGCAAGGCAUGCUUCUAUGGUGACCGUAUACGAAAGAGAAAACUGCAUGGCCUCUCCAUGUUGUCAAGAGAAAGAAGCGAUGAUCAUUUGGAUGGCUCUGAGCAGGCGAACGUGGGUAGUCCAUUAGCCGAACAUUCAGAUCAAGAACAAGAGCCAGACAAUUUAUCUUCUAACAGUGACCAAGCCAACGAAGAUGAAGGCCCCCCAAAAGCUCCACUCAUCCCUGUUCAACGGAAGGGAGGUGUGACAAAGAAGAAGCCUCGUUGCCCAAUAUGCAGACAGAAAUUCAAGCGACGCAGUGACUUAGACCUGCACUUGAAGAGCCAUGUAGAAGCAAAGCAGGCCGUCCUAUCAGGACCAGAAGAACAAAAGAAAAAAGGGACAAGAAGGACGAGGAAGGCUAAAGACGCAGUUCAAAGCUUAUUCCCUUGUCCGAAGUGUGACAGAGUCUUUCCUCGCUCAUUUGGGUUAUACUGUCACAUGAGGACACAUGGGGUGCCUCCAAAAAAUUUAAAAAGUAAACCGCUCAAGAAGAAAGUGCCGGACCAGACUGAGCAGACUGAAAAAGAAACAAGGAGAUUGACCAGAAAGUGCAAGAAGUCAUAUCCUUGCCCACAUUGUGAUAAAGUGUUUUUAGUUAAAGGGUGGCUGAAGCCACAUGUUCGAGUUCAACACUGUGAAAUUAAGACAAGCAGUCACUUUGAAGUUGAUCCUUGCAUCGGUCGGACGAGGUCACAGAAGAUGGUAACCAAGAAAUUUAUGGUCAAAAAAGGAAUGCAAGGAUUUGGCUCCUACCACUGCCCAUCUUGUAAUAAAGCCUAUUCUUCUAUGGCUUGGCUGAGUAGACACAUGUCCUACCAUCAAGGAGAAAAUCCUGCUGCUCUCGAACAACAGUCAAAAACUGAUGACAGAGAAAGCAAUGAAGGAAACAGCAAUGAAAAGCAUUCAAGGGAAAAUGCGCCUGAGGAAUCUUCAGAGGAAAAAACUAUGGACAUAUUUGAAACGAUCGAAACCAGUCAAACCCAAUCUGCGCUGCAGGCCGAUGCCAUCGGCAAUGUUGAAAUGAAACACUUUAGUUUGCAACCCAAGGUUGUUCUAAAACCAUUAAUGCCAGUGUUCAUGUACGAAAGUACGGUCCCUAGUGUAGAUACCCACAGCUCAGGCAGUUCUGAAAGCUGUAGCUUUAAUCUUGUACAAACCUCAUCCUCAGAGUCAGUUAAUAACAAAAGCGUUGAGGCAUCCUCUGGACAAAGCAACCAGAAUAAUCUUGAAAUUGUCGGUGUCCAGGUUGGACUUCCAGAGAACGACUCUCAAUCAGGAUUUAUAAACCAGGAACCCUUCAUAGAAUUAGAUGAUGAACCAGAGCAGUUAGUGACCCAAACUUGUACAACUGCAAGCUUGAAAUUGACCGAUUCAGAGCUAAUUACUCUUGCUGAAAAUGCCCCCAAGGAACCUGGAGGAAAUAACCAUCAAUGUGAAGACAUCUCUGCUGAGGAGUUAACAUUCAACAAUCAAAUCACAGUUUCAGAGUCUGAAAAUGUGUUUGAUCUUGGUCUUGUCUUUUCACAAGAUGAAGAUGACAUAGACGAUGCGCCAAAUGAAACCGUUGUGCUUGAUGAUAAUCACUCCAGUGAAUGCCUCCCAAAUGACUCUCAAUCAGAAGUAGAGAAACAGAUGCCAGUGACAGCAAUAGAAGAUGAAGCAGAACAGUCAGUAACCCAAGUCAGCACUAUUGCAAGCAUGAAUUUGACCGGUCCAGAGCUCAUGACUUAUACUGAAAAAACCCCAGGGGAAUCUGAAGAUACUAAGAAUGAUUGUUUAAUGGUUGAGAUCUGUAACGAAAAAUUAACUACUCUUGUCAUCUCAGAUGAUAAAGAUGGCAUGAACGAUGCACCGAGUCCUUCCAAAGGUUUUGAUGACAUCCAUUCCAGUGUUUGCCAUCCAAAUGGCCCCCAAAUUCUCAAUCCUGAAACUGAAUCCAUGAAUGCUGAUGAUGUCACAUGUUCUCUCAUUGACAAAGUCUCACAAAAAACUCAUGUUGAGGACGGCUCCAUGAAUCAGGGGAAAUCAUCUGAAACAUCGCAGCACGUGCAAGUUGAUAAGAAGCUACUGGACUCGAACAAUGACAGUGGCAGUCACGAACCAAAUACGGGAUCAAGAGUAAACAUUCAGAAAUGUUCUUCGCUGAAUUCUUCAUUCCGUUCCAGAUGGCGUAAAAAAUUGAGAGACAAUUCAGAAUCUCGAGAACGUGUUCGCUGCUGUCUUAAUAAGUCGGAGAAAGGACCUUUUCCUGAUGUACCUUUAAAUCGCGUGUCCCAGGAGCAACAGCAGGAACUUUAUCGAAAAUCAGCUCAACGAGAUGGGACCCCAAGUCCGCAUCCAAGGGAAAAUGCACCUGAAGAAUCUGCAGGUGAAGAAACAACGGACAGAUUGGAAAACAUCAAAACCAGUCAAGCCCAGUCUGCACUGCAAGUCCCAGAAACUGAGCAGCCUGUCAGUGCUGCCACCUGCAACAAGAGUGUUCAAAACAAUCAAUCAGAGUCUGUCAGCAUUUGCAACUUAAGUUUGCAGCCCAGGAUUGUACUAAAACCAUUAUCUAUCCCACAACGAACAUACUGGAGUACAACUCCUAAUGUAGAUGACUUUAAAUCAGGCAGUUCUGAAAGGUGUAGCUUUAAUCCUGCACAAACCUCAUCCUCAGCCUCAGUUAAUAAUGAAAUGGAAGAGGAGACUGUUAUGGAUAAGCAAACCGUUAUGGAAGAGCAGACUAUGGUAAAUUGCUCAGAGUCAGUGGUAUCUUGUGGACACAGCAACCAGAAUGAGGUUGAAACAAUCUACAGUGUUAUACCCGAGACCGAUAUUGUCUCUGUGACCGUUGAUCUUCCAAAGAAAGACUUUCGAUCAGGAUUUAUAAACCAGGAACCCUUCAUAGUAAUAGAUGAUGAAACAGAGGAGUCAUUGACCCAAACCAAUACAACUGCAAGCUUAAAAUUGAUCGGGUCAGAGCUAAUAACUACUGCUGAAAAUGCCCCAAAAGAACCUGGAGGAACUAAACUCCUCAUCUCUGCUGAGGAGUUAACGGUCAAGAAACGGAGUACAGUUUCAGAGUCUGCGUUUAACAAAACCACUUGUGGGGUCACAAAGAAGAUCUGCAGCCCAGAAGUGUUUGAUCUUGAUCUUGUCUUUUCAGACGAUGAAGAUGACAUGGAUGAUGCACCUUCCAAAGUUUUUAAUGAUAAGGAAACUAUAGCACUUGAUGAUAAUCGCUCCAGCAAAUGUCUCCCAAAUGACUCUCGAUCAGAAUCAAAGAAACAGGUGCCAUUGAUAGUAAUAGAUGAUGAACCAGAGCCAUCAGUAACCAAACCAAGCACUAUUGCAAGCUUGAAAUUGACCAGUUCAGAGCUCAUGACUGCUGCUGAAAACCCCCCAGGGGAAUCUGGGGAAACAAAGCGCAAUUGUAAAGAGAUCGAGAUCUGUAUCCCAAAAUCAACUAAUCUUGUCAUCUCAGAUGGUAAAGAUGCCAUGAAAGAUGCAUCAAGUCCUUUCACAGGUUCUGAUGAAAAGAAAACUGUCCUGCUUGAUGAAAAUCAUUCCUGUGUUUGGCAUCUAAAUGGCUCACAAAUAAAUGCUAAUGAUGCCACAUGUUCUCAUAUCAAAAGUAUUGACAAUACCUCACAAAAAACUGAUUCGAUAUGUGCUGGUCAAGCAUCUCUGUUGCAGCACAUGCAAGUUGACAAGAAGCUACUAAACAUACAGAAUGACACUGGCGAUGAUGGACCAAAUAUGGGAUCAAGUGUAAACACUCAGAUUCUAAAAUCUCAUGGAGAUGAUUCAGAAAAAUCUGAAAUCUCAGGGACAACUGACCCUUCAGUAAAAAAUGUGAAAACCAAUGAGUCAUUUGUAAAAGGUUUGGAGGACUUUGACAUAACCUCAAACUCCCUCAUAACCAGCCAAAGCUCUGAAGGCAGCUGCAAAAAUCCAGAGAGCAGUACAGAACAAGAAAAAGUAGAUAGAUUGUAUGGUGGAAGGGCAUGUGAAGCACAUUCAGAAUCAGACAGUCCAGCUCUGAGUGUUUUUGAACCCUCAAGAUCUUCUGAACUAGACUCUUGCAACAGCGAUGCACCAAAAACCAAUUAUCCAGAAACGGAAGAACAUCCUGUCUUCAACAUUGACAGUAAUGCACCUCAACAAGGUCCAGAUGUAGACUCCACAAGUCCACUUAUUCCAGAUUCUUGCCAAUCUAAUCCUUCCCAUCUGGAAUCAGUAGUUGCUUCCAUACCAUACACAAACAGGAGUACACCAAGCCCUAAUGCCCAAGCUGUGGAGAUAUUAGAACCACUAAUACAAGACAAAGAAAGAAGGGAUGUAGAUCAGUCUCUCAUCAUUUCGGACAGUGGUUGUGCCGUUCUUCAGGGGUCCUCGGGAGAACACACAGAUCAACUUAAACCUGACAGAAACAUAGAUGAUUCUUGUGUUUCAAACAUCAGUUGCUCUGACAUAAAACAAAUCAUUGAUCAAGUGUCUGAUUGUUGUUUUCAUGGUACUGGGUUUUGUGAGGAACCCUACAUAUCCUUAAGGCCAGAAGAAAGGUUUUCUUCUGGUGCAGUUUCCUCAGAUUCUUCCUCAUCACAGAAUUUGGAAUCAAAAAGCACUCACAGUUCUUCUCUAAUGGGGAAUACAGAUUUGGCUGGUGAUGUUACACCACAAACCCAAGGUUUAGAUGUAGAAAGAAGCCUCUUUAUUGGCUCGGGGAGGUGUGAUGUGAAACCUAGUACAAACCCAGAUAGCUGUAACACUGAUCACACCCAUAGUGCCCAACCUGAUAGGAUUGAAAGUCCAGGCCCUAUUACAGACCCAGAUAGCUGUAACACUGAUCACACCCAUAGUGCCCAACCUGAUAGGAUUGAAAGUCCAGUUCCUAUUACAGACCCAGAUAGCUGUAACACUGAUCAAAGCUGUAAUGCCCAACCUGAUAGGAUUGAAAGUCCGGGCCCUAUUACAGACCCAGAUAGCCGUAACACUGAUCAAAGCUAUGUUGGCCCACUUGAAAGGGUUGAAAGUCCAGACCCUGACAAUCAGCUGAGUGCAUAUUCAGAACUAAACCCAAAUCUGCAGGACAUCAAACCCAGAGCAUUGGGUCAAAUAUUUUACCCUAAAUCCAACGAUUUCCACCUCAGAGAAGACUCUUGCAUUGUGGCUGAGGAGGAUAGCGAUGAGGCUGUUGAAGCUCAGCGCAUCUCUGCCACAUUGGUCACCGGCAAGCACAAGAGAAAAAGAGUUGAGCAGAAUAUCAGUUUGAAAGAGUCGUCAAAGAAAUGCCAUACAAGUACUCAGCCUCAGGUUGAUUCCCCGUUUUAUUUUUUCUGAUGAUGCCCUUUAGUGUAAUUCGGCUGAUGUCCUGCUGUAAUUAUGUGUAUAUUAAAGAAAGUAUUGUAUGUUCAUUUUUGGUACUGUUCUCAAGUUAAAACAUGUUUAAAACAUUAAAU